CUCUUCAUAUAUUCCCUCUGCCCUCUCACUGACUAAACCCCAUCCCUAAUUCCCCUCUCUCUCUCUCUCUCAAUCUCUCACACGCAGUGAAGGUGAAAACACACGCACAUAUACAUACUCACAUACAUGGCUACCAGACAUGAUUUUGCAGAUGCAUACAGUACAGAUACCAGUGAGGAAGAACAAGAAGAAGAAGAUGAAGAAGAUGUUGAAGAGGAAUCCAAAGAUUGCAAAGAGCUCAUUCCUAGCACGUGCCCACCACGUGGGAGGGCGUUUCUGGACCCAAGAUCCGAAUGGGUUCAAGAAUGGAACCGGGCGUUCCUUCUGGUUUGCGCCACCGGUCUGUUCAUUGACCCGCUGUUUUUCUACACACUCUCCAUAAGUGAACCAUGCAUGUGUGUGUUCGUCGACGGGUGGUUCGCCGUCACAGUCACGGUUCUCCGGUGUGUUACGGACGCCUUGCACGUGUGGAACAUGUGGUUGCAGUUCAAGAUGAGCAGGUGGUGGAGAUCGCCGCACCACCACCGUCGAUUAAGCCAUGACGAUGACAUUGCACGUAACGUCGCCGCUCGGAUCAUAACCAAGGCCAAGAAAAGCUUCGUUUUUGAUCUCUUCGUAAUCCUCCCAAUACCCCAGGUGGUUUUAUGGGUAGUGAUUCCUGCAUUGUUAAAGAAGGGUUCGACGACAGAAAUAAUGACAGUUUCUUUAAUCAUGUUCUUGUUUCAAUACUUACCAAAGAUUUAUCACUCUGUAUGCCUUUUGCGACGUAUGCAAAAUCUCUCAGGCUACAUUUUUGGUACUGUUUGGUGGGGGAUCGCUCUCAAUUUGAUCGCUUAUUUCGUUGCCUCUCAUGCAGUAGGAGCAUGUUGGUACUUGCUUGGUAUGCAAAGGGCUGCGAAAUGCUUGAAAGAAAAAUGCAUGGAAGCAAACGGGAUUUGUGUCUCAAGAUUUUUGACAUGUCAAAACCCUGUUUAUUAUGGCACAGAUAAGUUCGUGAAAGAUCAUACAAGGCUCUUGUGGGGAUCAAAUAAAGAGGCAAGAACAACUUGUCUUGAAAACGAAGACAAUUCUAGCUAUGGAGCUUAUAAAUGGACUCUUCAACUCGUUACCAAUGAUAGCCGUUUGGAAAAGAUACUUUUCCCCAUUUUUUGGGGACUCAUGACCCUUAGUACGUUCGGGAAUUUAGAGAGCACAACCGAUUGGUUGGAAUGCGUUUUCAUCAUCAUCGUUCUCACAACAGGGCUUCUUCUAGUCACCAUGUUGAUUGGAAAUAUCAAGGUGUUUUUACAUGCAACAACAUCAAAGAAACAAGCUAUGCAAUUGAAAAUGAGAAAUAUAGAGUGGUGGAUGAGGAGAAGGCACCUCCCUCAGAGUUUCCGACAAAGAGUACGUAAUUAUGAGCGCCAACGAUGGGCAGCAAUGCGUGGUGUGGACGAAUGUGAGAUGAUACGCAAUCUCCCUGAGGGUCUCAGGAGAGAUAUUAAGUAUCAUCUUUGCUUGGACUUGGUCCGACAAGUACCAUUAUUUCAACAUAUGGAUAACUUGGUCCUUGAGAAUAUAUGCGAUCGUGUCAAGUCCCUCAUUUUUACCAAGGGAGAAACGAUUGCAAGAGAAGGAGACCCUGUACAGAGAAUGUUGUUCAUAGUAAGAGGUCAUCUUCAAAGUAGCCAAGUACUCCGAGAUGGUGUCAACAGUUGUUGCAUGUUAGGCCCUGGAAACUUUAGCGGCGAUGAGCUCUUAUCAUGGUGUCUCCGACGGCCCUUCAUCGAGAGACUACCACCAUCAUCAUCAACGCUCAUCACUCUUGAAACAACUGAAGCUUUUGGGCUAGAAGCUGAUGAUGUCAAGUAUGUAACGCAACAUUUCAGGUAUACAUUCGUGAAUGAAAAGGUGAAGAGGAGUGCUCGGUAUUAUUCUCCAGGGUGGAGGACUUGGGCUGCGGUGGCGAUUCAAUUGGCAUGGCGGAGGUACCGACAUAGACUCACUUUGACGUCGUUAUCUUUCAUUAGGCCGAGAAGACCAUUGUCGAGGUGUUCUUCACUUGGGGAAGAUCGGUUGAGGCUUUACGCCGCUUUGUUGACUUCGCCUAAACCAAAUCAGGAUGAUUUUGACUUUUGAGAUUGUAGAUUUGGAUGUUAUAAUGUUCAUGUAAAGAUGAUAAAAAGAUAAUUAUAAAGUUGUAUAUGUAAUAUGUUUAUUUAUUCGUUUGAUUAUGAAAAGUUUGAGAUUUGCAAUACAAUAUAUGAAUAUAAUAUGUAGAUUAAUGUUCA
This is a messenger RNA of Lactuca sativa (garden lettuce), 2270 nucleotides long. Its product is annotated as cyclic nucleotide-gated ion channel 4. The record is from RefSeq and is a predicted model, not a curated record. Lineage: Eukaryota; Viridiplantae; Streptophyta; Magnoliopsida; Asterales; Asteraceae.